Chenopodium quinoa (quinoa) is the source of this 1063-nucleotide messenger RNA. RefSeq lists its product as uncharacterized. The record is from RefSeq and is a predicted model, not a curated record. The transcript has 3 exons. NCBI's taxonomy places the organism in Eukaryota, Viridiplantae, Streptophyta, Magnoliopsida, Caryophyllales, Amaranthaceae. The coding region runs from base 136 to 711 and encodes 191 amino acids. Gene Ontology annotation, cellular component: mitochondrion.
ACAAAACGGGCCAUAAGUUGAUUACACUCACUCAAUCACUCAUGAACUACAGUAGUAGACAAAGAAUGGUUUAACAGAAAACCCCCAACUUUACAAGAUCGAAAAAACUCAAAGGUAGAAGACGAAGCAACAAAAAUGGGGUUUGGAACCCUAAGAUCUCUCAUUCGUCCUCUUUCGAGAGCAAUCUCUUCUUAUUCUUCAACUUCAAUCACUCAAUCACCGUUAUCUUCUCAAUUUCUCCCCAAAUUUCUCUCUCCAAAAAUUCAACCAGUUUUUGGGCACUCCAUUUUUCGCUCAAUUCAUCUGGAUUCUCUCCCUUCUCUCGCCUCCAAACCUUUCGACCAUUUAACCAAUCCACGCUUUCCCAAACGCCGCCCAAGUGUUAGCUCCCGCCGCAAGCGCUCUAGCCUCCGCCCCCCAGGGCCAUAUGCUUGGGUUAAGCAUGUACCUGGGGAGGCUAUUCCACCAAGUCAACCCAAUGAAGGGAGUGUCAAGUUGAGGAAUGAGAAGAAACGCCGAAGGCAACGCCGUGAAUUUAUCAAGUCUGAAAGAAAGAAGAGAAAGGCUGAAGUGCAGGAAGCUAAUCGCAAGAAAAGGGAAAAAAGGAUCGAACGUAAGAUGGAAGCAGUUGCUAGAGAUAGAGAUUGGGCUCAGAGACUUGCAGAGCUGCAACGACUUGAAGCGGAGAAAAAUAAAUCAGCAGCAGCCUAAAAACCUGCCUAAGACCUAUUCUCUUACAUUUGCUCAUGAACUGCUUUUAGAUGCUGUUAGGGCUGAAAGCCAUAUAUUGAACAUUUGGUGCAUGUAGUGUUGUUACUCACCUAUAUGCAACCGACAUGGGCUAACCCUCCUUUCCAUUUGGUGCAUGUAGUAUUGUUACUCACCUAUGUGCAACCGUUGUGGGCUAACCCUCGGUCACAUCUUGUUGCGUCACCAAUUGAAUUGACAUGUUUGCCUUUCAGUAGUGGACCAGACUUGCUAGAUUUUGUUACUUCAGUUUUUUUACUACGUGUAAUACUUUUGUCUUUGAAAUAAUCCUUAACGAAGAGCUUAAUUAUGUGGA